AUGCGGGCGGGGUUUUUGUCAGGGGGCGGCUAUCUGACUACUUAUUGUCAUCUGAUUUCUCUAUUUGCGUACAUUUGCCAUUCACUGGUGUUGCCAGAAUCCUUCAUUCUUUCUUUCAUCCAUCUUUCCACUUUUUCUUUCUUUCUUUCUUUCUUUCUUUCUUUCUUUCUUUUAUCCAUCCUUCGAUUUUUGUUUGUUUGUGUCUUUCUUUUUUCGAUGGAUCCUUUAUUUCUUUCUUUCUUCCAGCCAUCAAUCAAUUCUUUCCUUCAUUCAUCCGUCUUUCAUCGAUCUGUCUUUUCAUUCAUGCUUUUACUUUUUCUCUUUAACCGAUUUAUCUUUCUUUCUUUCUUUCUUUCAUUCUUUCUUUCUUUCUUUCUUUCUUUCUUUCUUUCUUUCUUUUUUUUUUUUUUUCUUUUUUUCCUUUAUUUUCUUUCUUCCAGCAUUUUCAUCCAUCUUACUGAUUUAUUCUUUCUUUUCUUUCUUUCUUUCUUUCUUUCAUCCAUUCGAUUCUUUCUUUCUUUUUCUUCCAUCCUUCGAUUUUUUUUCGUUCUUUUUUCGAUAGAUCCCUUAUUUCUUUCUUUCUUCCAGCAUUCAAUCAAUUCUUUGUUUCAUUCAUCCGUCUUUCAUCGAUCUGUCUUUUCAUUCAUGAUUUUACUUUUUCUCUUUAACCGAUUUAUCUUUCUUUAUUUCUUUCUUUCUUUCUUUCUUCUUUCUUUCUUUCUUUCUUUCAUCCAUCUUACGAUUCUUUCUUUCUUUCUUUCUUCCAUCCUUCGAUUCUUUCUUUCUUUUUUUUUUUUUUUUCGUUCUUUAUUUUUUCUUUCUUAUUCAAUCCCUUUAUUUCAUUUCCGUCUUUCUUCCUUUUCAUUCAAUCAAUUCUUUUUCUUUCUUUCUUUCUUUCUUUCUUUCAUCCAUCUUACGAUUCUUUCUUUCUUUCUUUCUUCCAUCCUUCGAUUCUUUCUUUCUUUCUUUUUUUUCGUUCUUUUUUCGAUAGAUCCCUUAUUUCUUUCUUUCUUCCAGCAUUCAAACAAUUCUUUCUUUCUUUCUUUCUUUCUUUCUUUCUUUCUUUCUUUCUUUCUUUCUUUCUUUCUUUCACCCAUCCAUUCCUAUUAUGUAUCUCACUAUUCAUCUAUUAGACCGGCACUCUGUCUCUGUACUCAGCGAUAUCUAUCUAUGUAUGUAAGCUUGUUCAGAUCUAUCUAUCUAUCUAUCUAUCUAUCUAUCUUUUCAUAUAUGCCUGUGUAUAAUCUUUUUAUAUCUAUCUCAUUCUUCGUUGUCCCCGACGUUGUCCCCGUGGUUGUCUUCGUCGUUGUCUUCGUCGUUGUUCCCGUCGUUGUCUUCGUCGUUGUCCUCGUCGUUGAUCUCGUCGUUGUUUUCGUCGUUGUUCUCGUCGUUGUUUUCGUCGUUGUCCUCGUCGUUGUCUUCGUCGUUGUCCGUCGUUGUUGUCGUUGUCUUCGUCGUUGUCUUCGUCGUUGUCUUCGUCGUUGUCCCCGUCGUUGUCUUCGUCGUUGUCUCCGUCGUUGUCCCCGUCGUUGUCUUCGUCGUUGUCCCCGUCGUUGUCUCCGUCGUUGUCCUCGUCGUUGUCUUCGUCGUUGUCUUCGUCGUUGUCCCCGUCGUUGUCCCCGUCGUUGUCUUCCUCGUUGUCCCCGUCGUUGUCUUCGUCGUUUUCUCCGUCGUUGUUGUCGUUGUCCCCGUCGUUGUCCCUGUCGUUGUCUUCGUCGUUGUCCCUGUCGUUUUCUUCGUCGUUUUUUCCGUCGUUGUCCCUGUCGUUGUUCCUGUCGUUGUCUUCGUCGUGGUUUUCGUCGUUGUCCUCGUCGUUGUCAUCGUCGUUGUCCCUGUCGUUGUCUUCGUCGUUUUCUCCGUCGUUGUCUCUGUCGUUGUCCCCGUCGUUGUCCCCGUCGUUGUCCCCGUCGUUGUCUUCGUCGUUGUCUCUGUCGUUGUCCCCGUCGUUGUUCCAGUCGUAGUCUUCGUCGUGGUUUUCGUCGUUGUUCCCGUCGUUGUCCCCGUCGUUGUCUUCGUCGUUGUCCCCGUCGUUGUCUUCGUCGUGAAGGCGAUUUCUUUCUUUCUUUCUAUCUAUCUAUCCAUCUAUCUAUUUAUCUAUCUAUCUAUCUAUCUAUCUAG
Acanthosepion pharaonis is the source of this 2118-nucleotide messenger RNA. Lineage: Eukaryota; Metazoa; Mollusca; Cephalopoda; Sepiida; Sepiidae. The record is from the annotation of a GenBank genome assembly.